ACAGCUAGUCCCAUAUAAAUGAGAUCUGUAUUUUCAAAGGUUACUACCGGGUUUCAAUAGAUGGCGUUGGAAUCAAAUUAUAUCGCGCUAUGUUUAGUUACACUGUAAUGUAUUUAUGAUUCGAUUUGUACAAUUAACUUUGGGGUACCGAUUUUAUUUUGAGUAUCUCUGGUAUCAUGGUUCCUUGUACCCAACUUGUAGCGCUGUUGUGUAUUUUUUUUUAACGUAAGAUUUUUUUAAACCUGUAAUUUGAAUUUGUUGUUUAUCGUACAAUGUAAUAAGACAGCCUUUUAUUAACUGUUAUCAAAUACUGCCAAGAAGUAUAAUUUAUUUAACGCCUUAUCAAAGUAACGUGACUAUGUUCGUGUUUCAGAGGGCGACAUAUUUGACUACGUGCUGGUUGGUGGUGGCACAGCGGGUGCUGUGGUCGCAGCCAGACUGGUCGAAGCAAACUUUAGUGUUCUGAUCAUUGAAGCCGGAGGCAAUCCUGGCGUGGAGAGUCUCUAUCCUGGGCUCAUAACAUUUGUGAAGAAUUCCCGCAUAGACUGGAAUUUUACGACAGAACCAGAUAACCUCUCCGGUCAGUGCCUCAAGGAAGGUAGUGGACCUUCUACUGGUAAAGCAUUAGGAGGAUCGGGAAAUACCAACUACAUGCUCUACUCAAGAGGCAACCCUAGCGACUACGAAAAAAUUUACGAGAUCACUCAAGACCCGACAUGGAAAUGGGAUAACAUGCUGAAAUACUUCAUAAUGAGCGAACAAUUGGAUGAUCAGGCAGUUCUCAGCUCAGAGUUUGGAGAAUAUCAUGGCACUGAUGGCCCCAUAGGUGUCACUAAGGAAAAUCGCGAAGUCUGUGAUGAAUACCUAAGGGCUUUCGAAGAAGCUGGUGAAGACGUUGUGGUUGAUAACGUUGGAGCCGGAAUAUUAGGAUAUUCCAGUAGCUUUUACCAUAUCCUAGACGGUCUCCGCACUACAUCGUCAGAGUCAUAUUUACCACCAUUAAAUAAUAACCCUAAUCUGUAUUUAACCAGGUACAGUACAGCAAAAAAGAUACUGUUCGAUGGCGACAACAAUGUCGUGGGCGUCACAUAUUUAAAGGAUGGUCAAGAUGUUACUGUAUUUGCAAACAAUGAAGUAAUUGUCACCGCAGGUUCAAUUAAAUCUGCUCAACUUCUUAUGUUAUCAGGAAUAGGCCCUAAGAAACACCUAAAGAAUAUGGACAUCACAGUGAUUUCAGAUCUCCCAGUAGGACAGAACCUUCACAAUGCAGUAGGAGCCGCAUUAGUGUUUAAAACAAAUAGAAAAGCAGAUUCCGAGGUAUUUGACCCUCACGAAAUUCCCGCGCCCGUAAUAGUUGGUUACGCUGCUUUUAACAAAAGUGACUUGUUCCCGAAUUAUGAGUCAUUAAAUUUUGUUAUUGAUGAUCAUCAGUAUAUGAUUUCAUUUUGUGGGUUCACUAUAGGCAUUGAAAACUCAAUUUGCGACGAAUUGUAUAAAUUAACCGACGGUACUCAGGUGUUAUGGUCUAACCUAAACGUGUUAAAUCCCAAAUCUCGUGGCGAAAUCCAACUUCGCAGCUUAAACCCUGAGGAUCAGCCGGUUAUUGAAACUGGAUAUUUUUCGGACGACCAGGAUUUAGAGGAUGUAGUUGAUGCUAUACUUGACUUUAUUAAAAUUGAGUCAACUCCGUUUGGUCAAGAUAAUGCCUUACAAUUCCUGCCAGUGGCUGAAAUGUGUAAUGGCAUUGAAUUUGGGUCUAGAGAUUAUUGGAGAUGUUACGUCUUAUGCAUGACUUUCGUUUCUUGGCGCGACGCUGGGACCUGUGCCAUCGGUGAAGUGGUGGAUACUAAGCUCGCUGUUAAGGGAGUGCAAAGACUCCGAGUGGUCGACACGAGCGUAUUCCCCUACGCUUUGGGUGGAGCAAUAUUUGCGCCCACAGUAGCUCUCGCUGAGAAAGCGGCCGAAAUGAUAAUUCACGAUCAGUAUCAAAACAUGGCUUUCAUGUAA
Messenger RNA from Trichoplusia ni (cabbage looper), 2007 nucleotides. Its product is annotated as glucose dehydrogenase [FAD, quinone]-like. The coding region runs from base 652 to 2007 and encodes 451 amino acids. NCBI's taxonomy places the organism in Eukaryota, Metazoa, Arthropoda, Insecta, Lepidoptera, Noctuidae. The transcript has 2 exons. Gene Ontology annotation, molecular function: flavin adenine dinucleotide binding; ecdysone oxidase activity. The record is from RefSeq and is a predicted model, not a curated record.